Molecule: messenger RNA, 1140 nt
Organism: Colletotrichum siamense
Lineage: Eukaryota; Fungi; Ascomycota; Sordariomycetes; Glomerellales; Glomerellaceae
Gene: tap-1
Product: Tripeptidyl aminopeptidase
Exons: 4
Coding region: 1-1140 (379 amino acids)
Source: RefSeq, a predicted model, not a curated record
AUGGUGGGAACACAUUGGGCGUAUGCCGGGGGCGAGGCAAACACGUGUGCUCUGGAUCCUGCAGCUAGCGAGGCUGGGAGCCGUAUUUCAACAGCGUAUACCGCUAGAGAUGCGAUGAAAAUAGUUGACGCUCUUGAUGAUGACGGAAUGCUGAGAUAUUGGGGAACUUCUUAUGGGACAAUUUUGGGCGCAACCGUGGCUGCCAUGUUCCCUGAACGUAUGGACAAAGUUGUGCUUGAUGGAGUCGUGAAUCCACAUGAAUGGUACUACGGCCUGAAUUCCGAAUGGGCCAUGGAUGCCGAUUCCAGUCUCGACGCAAUAUUUCAGACCUGUCUCAAUUCUGGAGAUAGCUGCCCAUUUUCUGGUGGCAACCAGACAGUGGACAGUCUUCGUGAGGAAUUCUUUUCGGUCAUGGAAGAGGCGAAAUUGCGUCCGAUACUUGUGGGAUCUACAGUCAUCGACAGGACGGCGAUAGCUGCGGCAGUUCGCCCACAGCUGAACGACCCGAGGACCUGGCCUUUGCUCACAGUGUGGCUCAACGAUCUCUUUACAAGAAACGAAACCGGCAUUACUCUCGGAUACUUGCAGCUGCUGGGUGUUGAGACUGAUGGCGCCGGCGAGGAUACAGGUGAUGCCGGGGAUGACUCCGCGACCGGUAUCCAAUGCGCCGACGCUGGAUUUCGCACCGAUGACUUGGAAGUCUUCCAGCCGGCAAUCGACAAGAUCACGAAUGCCAGCCGCACAACUGGACUUGUGCUGAUCAAAGUCCAAAUGAAGUGUGCCCAGUGGAAAAUCAAGCCCAAGGAAAGGUACGAGGGGGGCUUCAACAAUAUCAAAACCAAGAACCCGAUACUCGUCUUCACCCACUCUUUAGAUGGGUCAACCUCACAUCUGUCGGCAGAAAAUGUCACCGCAAGCUUUGAUGGUAGCGUUCUGUUGAAAUCCAACGGCUAUGGACAUGGUUGGAGAGCUCAGCCGUCAGUUUGCACUGCAAAGGCCAUGCAGAAGUACUUCGACCAAGGACAACUUCCGGACCCUGACACCGUAUGCGAUGUCGACGUUACACCGUUCAAAAACGUCACAGGUGUGAUGGCGUCGUGGAACCAGUUGCUGCCCCAGAUUGGCUUCGAAUCGGAGUAA